UAGAAUUUUAUUUUACAAUGCGGUAACGACGUUUUUUGGACAAGUUUAACCACGAUGGUUUAACUAUCAAAACAACCAAAACAAGCAAAAAUCAGAGUGUCGUCUGCUGUAAUGUUUACGCUUACUACGUAGCUAUCUAUUUGGUUGAUUGAUAUCAAGUGAUUCUUUCAUAUCUGGUGAUUUUGAUAAAAUUGCUGUCCUGUAGAAAAUUAUAAAAUGGAUCCAGAAUUACAAGACAUUCUUAAAGAUUUUCCUCCUGGCCCCCUCUCUGAGUACAGAAAAAAUGCUUCUUUUAAUUGGAAGGAUAUGUGUUUGUUGAUCCAAGGCAAGGAUGCCUUAAUUUUGAAGCACAAAAUAUGGUCUACUCUCGAAAAAGAUCCUGCAUUUGCUCAUUGUGCUACCAAGCCUACUCUAAAAGAGAACCGUCUUCUCACUUUGCAGCGUGCUCAAAAACUUGCUGAGUAUAAUUUCAUGCCAGCAAAAAAUUUGUUGCAGAAACCUGAAAUGUUGGAUUCUGUUGUUAUGGCCAUUGGACAGCUUGACUGGAGUUCCAUAGUAAAACUUCAACUGCUCUACAACUUUGUGAUUUCAGCGUUAUAUGGAAUGGGUACCGAAAGACACUUUAAGGAAAUACAGAGAUUAAUGAGAAGAGAGAUUGGAGCUUGUUUUUGUCUGACAGAAAUAGGCCAUGGUACCAACACCAAAGCAAUGAGAACUACUGCAAAAUUUGAUGUCAAAACUCAAGAAUUUGUUUUUCACACACCUGAUUUCCAGGCAGCUAAAUGUUGGGCUGGAAACUUGGGCGAAACAGCAACCCAUGCCGUUGUCUUUGCUACGCUAUACACACCUGAUGGCGAAAACCACGGGUUACACGCCUUUUUCAUCCAAAUUCGUGACAUAAAGACAUUCGAAAACCUUCCUGGAGUGAGCAUCGGUGACAUGGGUGAAAAACUUGGUUUAAAUGGUGUUGACAAUGGGGUGAUGUUAUUUGAUCAAUUCCGUGUGCCACGCGCUGCGUUACUUAACCGGACGGGAGACGUGAGCGAAUCGGGUUUGUACGUGUCGCCCUUCAAAGAUAAGAAGAAGCGUCUCGGAGCUUCACUUGGAACGUUAUCGGCUGGACGUGUUGGCAUUGCAAGUAUGGCGACAGCCAACCUUAUCAAAGCUAUUACAGUGGGUAUCCGCUACUCUGCCGUACGACGCCAAUUCGGACCGGAAGAUAGUAACGUAGAAUUGCCUGUAUUAGAAUAUCAGUUACAGCAAUGGCGUCUGUUUCCUUAUUUGGGAGCUGCCUACGUCCUGAUUAAUUUUACUCGGACUUUCCGUAAAGACUUUAUCGACAUGCAAAUGGCUAUGAUGAACAAAGAAGAUCCUGAUCGAUUGGCCUCGGUUGGUGCAGAAGUUCACGCCAUUUCAUCUUUUGCAAAACCUCUUUCUUCUUGGCUGGCGCAGCAAGGAGUUCAAGAGUGCCGAGAAGCCUGUGGAGGUCAUGGAUAUCUGGCAGUUAGUGGUUUGGGAAGCGUGCGAGAGGACAACGAUGCAAAUUGUACCUAUGAGGGUGACAAUAAUGUUUUGCUUCAGCAGUCAGCAAAUUGGCUUCUGAACCUUUGGUCACUUGUCCAACGUCGCCAAAGCGUCGCUCCUUACACCCCACUUGGUUCCGCCAUUUACCUGGAUUCCGCUGAGUCUAUUCUUAAAUCCAAAUGUAAACUAGAUGCUCCACAUCAAUGGUUCGAACCCCAAGCUUUGUUGGAUGCCUACCAGUUUGCUGUGUGUCAUCUUCUUCGUUCGACGGCGAAUAGAAUGCAACAGUUGAUGGAUCAGAAGAUGGAUGCCUUUACUGCCAAAAAUCAAGCACAAGCCUAUCACUAUCGUCCAUUGAGCAUCGCCUACGGCGAAACAUUGUUCUUGAUGAGAAUGAUGAGACUUUUAAACGAUCCAAACAUCCCUGAACAAUUGCGGGCUGUUCUCAAAUCGUUAACUGCCUUAUUUGGUGCAACCAAUUUGAUGAAACAUUUAUCAGCCCUUACUCAGGGCGGAUACUUUCAGUCUAACACAAGUGCUGCCCUGCAAACAGCCAUCGAACAACUAUGUGAGAAAUUGAAGCCUGAUGCAAUCGCCUUGAUUGACGCAGUAGCCCCGUCAGACUUCGCCCUCAACUCUGCAUUAGGACAUUCCGACGGUCAGGUAUAUCGUCACUUAGAGGAGCAUAUGGCCUCUAGUAUGAAAAGCCGUCCUGACUGGUGGCAGCAGGUUUUACUUCCUCCGAAAAAGACUUCUCAUUUGUGAAGUAGUUGUUCAUUAAAUUUAUCAAAUCCCCUUCUAUAUUUUACGGUAUAGAGAGAGCGUACAUUCAAUUACUUAAGAAGGGUAGCGCUCUAUGUAGUUAUUCAAAUGAAGGAAAAGACAUUUAUAUUUUGGGAAAAAGUUGGUUAAUACAAAAAUAUAUUGAUAAUAAUUAGUAUUAUCGUGCUUGUGGAAAUAAAAGGUGGCUAAUUACAUAAA
Molecule: messenger RNA, 2505 nt
Organism: Daphnia pulicaria
Lineage: Eukaryota; Metazoa; Arthropoda; Branchiopoda; Diplostraca; Daphniidae
Product: peroxisomal acyl-coenzyme A oxidase 3-like
Exons: 13
Coding region: 217-2289 (690 amino acids)
Biological process (GO): fatty acid beta-oxidation using acyl-CoA oxidase; lipid homeostasis
Cellular component (GO): peroxisome
Molecular function (GO): pristanoyl-CoA oxidase activity; FAD binding; fatty acid binding
Source: RefSeq, a predicted model, not a curated record